CCCGCGCCACUUCCCGCCUCCCACCUCCAUUUCCAUCAUUCGCGUCUUCGCUCGUCGUCGCACCCACACUCACCCCGCCUUCACACGGGUGCCACUGCCGUGGCCUCUCUCGGAGAGGUGGGCAGCAGCGGCGUGCUGGAGCUUCGCGGGAGUACACUGACAUCGGCGUCGGCCCUGCUGGGAAACAGCGAGGUCGGUGCCUUGUCCACCCUCACCAACGGUAUCUGCAAUGGAAAUAUACCUUCGACAACCCAUAACAACAACAACAACAACAAUACCAGUAGUAGCAGCAGUAGUAACACUGUUUCUAGUACUCCUACUGCUACUACUAAUACCAGUAAUAUUUCAGUGAGCUCAGCUUCAACUAAUCACAGCAACAAUAAUAAUCAAUAUCGAAGCAGAAGCGGUAGCAACAACAACAACAAUCACAACAACCAUAAUAGUAACUCUACGAGUAAUAACAACAACAACAACAGCAGCAGCAGUAACACCAACACUAACACCACCACCACCACCAACAACAACAACAACAGCAGCAACAGCAAUAAUAACAACAGUAAUAACAAAGAAUUGGACCCUAAUCAAAAACCUCCGUAUUCGUACGUGGCCCUUAUUGCAAUGGCCAUCAAGGAGUCAAGCGAAAAACGUUUGACUCUGAGUGGUAUCUACCAGUAUAUAGUCAACAAAUUUCCGUAUUACGAAAAAAACAAGAAAGGGUGGCAGAACAGCAUUCGGCAUAACCUCAGUUUGAACGAAUGCUUUGUGAAAGUGCCCCGAGAAGGCGGUGGAGAACGCAAGGGCAACUAUUGGACAGUGGACCCGGCUUACGAAGGAAUGUUCGAGAAGGGUAACUACAGACGACGUCGGCGCAUGAAACGGCCGUACAGGACUACCAUCUCUCUUCACAAACCCCUUUUCGCAGACUCUUGCACGUUCAAUCAGUUCGCACUGACCAAGAACUACUUCUCGCCGUCCUACGCACACCAGUAUUCACAUCAGUACCCCCCCUGGACCUUGAACCCGUCCUCCAAUGCCGCCGGCAUGGGUCACAUGUCUCAGAUGAGUUACAGCUCCUGCCAGCGCGUGCCAUCCACAUUUGGAGCCUACCCGACGGCAGCCAUGCAGUCAAGCAUGUCGGGCAUGCGCAUUGCCCAACCGCCGACCAAUUACCCACAGCUAAAUGACUAUUCCCCAGCGACAGCUGCCACGUCGCCCAUGUCACCCUUUGCUUUCACCCCACAACAACAAACCGAGCCGUCCUUCAACGCCAUGCCUUACACCUAUUGGACAGAGAGGUAA
This is a messenger RNA of Octopus bimaculoides (California two-spot octopus), 1299 nucleotides long. RefSeq lists its product as uncharacterized. Gene Ontology annotation, biological process: anatomical structure morphogenesis; cell differentiation; regulation of transcription by RNA polymerase II. The record is from RefSeq and is a predicted model, not a curated record. Lineage: Eukaryota; Metazoa; Mollusca; Cephalopoda; Octopoda; Octopodidae. Gene Ontology annotation, molecular function: DNA-binding transcription factor activity, RNA polymerase II-specific; RNA polymerase II cis-regulatory region sequence-specific DNA binding.